This is a messenger RNA of Ananas comosus (pineapple), 2427 nucleotides long. Its product is annotated as zinc finger protein CONSTANS-LIKE 9-like. The record is from RefSeq and is a predicted model, not a curated record. Lineage: Eukaryota; Viridiplantae; Streptophyta; Magnoliopsida; Poales; Bromeliaceae. Bases 569 to 1804 code for a protein of 411 amino acids. The transcript has 5 exons. Gene Ontology annotation, molecular function: protein binding; zinc ion binding.
AUUCUCCUCUUUUUUAAGCUCUCUCUCUCUCUCUCUCUCUCUCUCUCGAUCGAGAAUAUUGAAGUGAUUAAGUGUGGGGAGGUGCGAAGAGGCGAGAAAGCUCCGAUUUUGUUUUUUCCUGGGGAUUUUUUUUGAGAUUCUGGUCACAAAUAUGGCUUCUGUAGACUCCACUACAAAUAUUUGCUGUGGAUUCCUUUGCUCACUUUGUGUGGAAGCCAAAUUAUUCCUUUAAAUUUCUGGGAUUAAAAAAAAAAACAAAGCUUUUUUUUUAUUUUUUAUUUAAAGUAGCAGAUUUGAAGUAGAUUCUGCUAGUAUAAUUUAGCUGAAAGAAACAUGGGAUAAGCAGAUUUUAGAAUACCUAUUGGAUCAUCUCCAUUUUCUAAUUGUUAUUGCCCUCAAAUUGUCAUUAGGUUCUAAGUUUUGUGAAUAUUUAUUGCAAUCAUAUGUUAACAUACAUCUAUUCCAUUCUCUUGAAUGGUGUUAAUAUUUGACUAUAAAGAAGGAAGGUUUUUCACCCCUAUAAGUCAUAGGCUCUUUUGAUUUUCUUGUUGGUACUUGCAAAGAAAAAAUGGGCCUUCUCUGUGAUUUUUGUGGGAAGCAAAGAUCUAUGAUAUACUGCCGGCCCGACGCUGCUUGUUUGUGCUUAUCGUGCGACCGGGGUGUCCACGCAGCGAACGCCCUCUCGUGCCGCCACCUGCGCACUCUCCUUUGCGGGCGAUGCAAUUCGCAGCCAGCUAUUGUUCGGUGCAUCGAGGAAAACAUAUCCCUUUGCCGCGGUUGUGACUGGAGUGGGCAUGGCGGAUCAGCGUCCGCUCUGGGGCAUAAGAUGCAGCCCAUCAAUUCUUAUUCGGGUUGUCCUUCGUCAGCAGAGCUCUCCAGGCUUUGGUCCUUUGCUUUAGAGAUUCCGCCUAUAUUAGAUUCGAAUUGUCAAAAGGUCUUGGGAAUGAUAAGCGUUGGCACUAAUAGUUUUGACAAUUGUUGCGGACCUUCAAAUGGUAGGGAUAAUGAUCUUGGAGCCAAUGGCGAGUUGAGUACUUCCGUUGGAUCCUCGUUGAAGUUUGUGGAGAAUCCUUUGCCGUUUACUUCGGAUCAACAGGCUAGGUUGAUUGAUCCGACAACACCAAAGUUAUGUUGUACCGAGACAAAUGGGCACGAAACCUGCAAGGAUGAUCACUUGUACGAAGACCUCAAUGUGGAUGAUAUUGAUUUGUCUUUCGAGAACUACGAAGAACUCUUUGGUGGAUCUCAGAAUGAAUCAGGGCAACUAUUUGGAGAUGCCGGAAUGGAUAGUCUGUUUGAAAUGGAUAUUUCAGCAACCACCUCAAACUGUCAGGGUGCAUUGAUGGCAGAGGCAUCAUCUUCUGGACAGGUUGAAUCGACGCAUGCAGCAUGCAGCACCGCAGCAUCUGCAGAUUCUUUGAUGUCGAAUCCAGGAGUCGAUUCCGAUCCUAUCCCAUGUUUCCCUUCGAUGCAAGCUUGUUCAGCCCUCUCUCUUUCAUUUUCUGGCUUGAUCAGUGAUAGCAAACGUGGAGACUAUCGAGAUUGUGGGAUGUCGUCUAUGGCUACUGUCGGUGACCCGCCAUGGUACGCUGCUGGUCCUGAGGCCUCUUCAUUCUCGCCAGCUAGCAGAGAUAGUGCUGUGAUGCGCUACAAGGAGAAAAAGAAAAAUAGGAGAUUUGAGAAGAAGAUCAGGUAUGAAUCUCGUAAAGUCCGGGCAGACACAAGAAGAAGGGUGAAGGGGAGGUUCGUCAAGGCAGGGGAUGCUUAUGAUUACGACCCACUCCACGACGCAAAGGGCUGCUAGUGAUCACAAGGCGCGUGCUUCAUGUUACAACGAUCGACUAUGAAACCAGAAAAGAAAAGAUGGAAUUAAACAAAUACAUAAUCCUCCUUCCUUUGCGUUAACUACUUCGAUGUUUAAAAGAAAAAAAAAAAAAAAAAAGAAAGAAAAAAGAACAGUUCAACUAUUAUGAGCUGUAAAUAAGAAAUCCGGGUGUUGUAUUCUGCAGGAUUUCUGCUUAAGAGAAAAGCUUUGUGCAAGUAAAUAAGGCAAGUGAACCUCAUGUUCUCCGGACAUUGAUGCGGUGUUCUUGUAAAUAUGGCUGCAGACAAAUAUCAUCUAGACAAGGAAAAACACCGCAGCAUGCCAGUUGUAGUGACCGGUCACCUUUUUCUGUUUUUCUGACCCAUGUUGACGAGUUACUGAUGCUAUGAUCAACCUGCGGUUUCAUGAAAUCAAAGGUGAGAAAGGUUUUUGCUCAGCUGUUUAUACCUACUUAUGUAUAGAAUUUCCAUGAAACUUGUAGAGAAGAAAAAGAGAAGAUCUACUGUAUCUACUCAAUAAGAACAAAUCUUGUAUUUAUUUUUGAUGUCAAAGAAAACAUAUCUAAUAUAAUAAGAGCAUCGCCGAAAUGCCUUUUAUGUUUA